This is a messenger RNA of Haliotis rubra (blacklip abalone), 1995 nucleotides long. Its product is annotated as solute carrier family 22 member 4-like. Gene Ontology annotation, biological process: transmembrane transport. Bases 1 to 1320 code for a protein of 439 amino acids. Gene Ontology annotation, molecular function: transmembrane transporter activity. NCBI's taxonomy places the organism in Eukaryota, Metazoa, Mollusca, Gastropoda, Lepetellida, Haliotidae. The record is from RefSeq and is a predicted model, not a curated record. The transcript is spliced from 10 exons. Gene Ontology annotation, cellular component: membrane.
AUGGCUACGCAGAAGGAAGAUGAAAGACUGCAUAUUGGAAUUCAUGUCCCGAGCCACUGUAACGUUCUGAAGAAUGAAACAUCUGGAUUUGAGAGUCUCGGGUUUCAAGCAGACAUCUCUGACUUGAACAUAACAUACCAUGAAUGUGGAAUCAGCAUUACGUCAACCGUAUCUGGACAUUCGGAAGAACUUACGUGUAUAGAAGGUCGUCAGUACGAACAACCGCGGGAACUCUCACUCGUUUCUGAGUGGGACAUCGUCUGUGAAACUGAAAGUCUUGGGGACCUUCUUCAGACCCUCUUAAUGUUUGGUAUGGGUAUUGGCUCGGUCUUGUUCACAUCGUUAUCGGACACAUAUGGACGCAAGUUGUCCCUCACACUGUCUGGACUUUGUUUCCUUGCAACCAGCACUGCCAUGUCAUUUGUACCAACAUAUGCUGGUUUUGCCGUCAUGAAGGUUAUACAGGGGGCAACGCUGACGGGUGUUAGUUUGACGUCAACAACGAUCGGUCUAGAAAUCAUCCCAACCAGGCACAGAUCCAAGUUUGGGAUUAUAAGCACGCUGAUUUGGUCACUGUCGGUUGUAAUCUACGCUGUGGCGGCCUACCUGAUGAGAGAUCUCAACUGGAGGUAUCACCAGUUGGUAGCGGGCCUCACAUCAGGCUUCUAUAUAUUUGUACCGUGGAUGACAGACAGUUUAACAUACCACGGACUAAAUCUCAACGCCACACAGUUUCAUAGUGACAAAUACAUCGCCUUUGGUCUGAGUGCUAUCACAGAAGUGUUUAGUGCUGUCGCCUUCUGGCUCACAGUCGACAGAUUCGGAAGGAAGAAAACAUGUUUGGCCUGUCAUCUGAUAGCAGCAGUGUCGCUGAUAACAUCGGUCAUAUUCAACCAUUUCACGGUUGCGGUACCAACCCUCAGUGUGGCUGUCAGCACAUUGUCGCUGAUUGGAAAAUUUGGAGCAACGACUUCAUUUAAUGUGCUGUAUCUGUAUACUCCAGAACUGUUUCCAACUACAAUACGGAAUGUUGGGUUUGGUCUUGGAUCCCUCGCAGGAAGAGUAGGUGGACUAUUUGCUCCUUUUUCCAGGAUGCUGUACCGCAAAUAUCCCUGGGCACCUGGCACUGUGUACGGCUCAUGCUGCAUCGUGGUGGCUAUCCUGGUUCGAUUUCUGCCAGAAACGAACACACACGAACUGCCGCAGACAGUUCCUGAAAUGAAGCAGUGGCUGAAACAGCAAAGGGAAUCACAGAAGAAGGUCACCAUCGCAGAAAAUGCUGCUGAUAGAUUUAUCUGUAAUGAUAAUGAAGAGCACUGAGGUGUUAAGGGGUCCAAAAUACAUUAUUUAAAUAUUCAGACAUAUGAACACAUAACAUUCAACUAAACGAUGCUUCUUUAAACUACAGUAAAAGUACAUCAUCUACUGUAAAGGAUGUCGUUAAACAAAUAAUCUUUACCUUUAAUGAAGACUGAGCUAGAUUUUAGACGUUUGGCAAUACAUUUGUCAGUGACUCACCAUUGCACAUUUAUGCAUUCAUGUGAAUUUAAUUCUUUUAUAUGAUAUGGCAAUUAAGUAUUAUCCUGAAUUGAAUAUUUGGUAGUAAAUUGCACUUAUAUGUGAUAGUGAAAUCACUCACACUUUAGGGAUGGUAACACUUGUAAAUAUUAAGUUUGUAACUGUGUCUCCUCACCGUUGUGCGCACCUACCAUGCAGGAUCACCUGAAAGUCCUUGAAUGUCAUAUCAUGUCUUCCUCGAUACUCAAUAUUAAAUUAUUUUAGUGAGAAAACACUGAAUUGAUGUUACUCCAUUAUGGUUCUGGUAGCUUAUGUUGCAUUUCCCCUGUUGAGAUGGAGGAACAACAACCUGAACACUCAAAGACUACGGAUGUGUAUAGAACGCAGUACUAUCCUUAUCAUCAAAAGGAAAAUAUCAUGUAAAUUAUGCAAUGUCUAUAAAGUUUGAUAAAAUAAACCGCAUAAUGCCUCAGCAGA